Molecule: messenger RNA, 1411 nt
Organism: Brassica oleracea var. oleracea
Lineage: Eukaryota; Viridiplantae; Streptophyta; Magnoliopsida; Brassicales; Brassicaceae
Product: zinc finger protein ZAT9-like
Exons: 3
Coding region: 221-1180 (319 amino acids)
Source: RefSeq, a predicted model, not a curated record
GAGAAAGCAGAGAGUGUGUGUUGUGUUGGUUGAGAGAGAGAGAGGAGGAAUAGAUCCAAAAAUGCAGCUGACCUUUUCAACUUGAAGGUCAGAUCUUGUACUUAGCUAGAGAACAACUGUCACAUCCCAAACUCUGAUCCCUAAGAAAGCAUCAAGCUUUGUCGUUUUGUGCAGCAUUUUUCUGAGCUUGUUUGGUGUUGGAUCAUUUGUCUUAAGAUCAAUGGAGAAGAUGAUAGAGAGGGAGUACAUGUGCAAGUUCUGUAACAAGAAGUUCCCUUCUGGUAAAUCACUUGGAGGUCACAUCAGGAUUCACACCAACCAUUACUCACUUCUUUCAAGUAGCUACAAUAAUGCCAAGAAUCCUAAGAAGAAGAAGAAGAAGAAGAAGAAGAAGAGGUUGGUGGCUAUGAAACAGCAACAACAACUUUGUUGCAGAGAAUGUGGUAAAGCUUUUGAUUCUUUGAAAGCUCUUUGGAAUCACAUGGAUUGUUGUCACUGUGAGGGAGAGAAGUUGGUGAUGGAUAGCCAAUCUGAUACUGAGACUACUUCUUCAGGUCCUACCAGGAAAAGAUCCAAGAAGCAGUUCAGUUCAGAGUCUUUUAGUAAUGGGAGCUCGUCUUCUUCUGCUUGUGAGAUUGACCAAGAACAUAAGAACUCUGUUUUGUCUCUCAUGAUGAUGUCUAUGGAUUCUAGAGGACUUACCUUGGUGGUGAACUCUCUAGUAGCUGAGUCAUCAGAGAACAACUCUGUUGGUGAUGAUAAUGGGGCUAUUCUCUAUGAUUCAUAUAGCUCAGACUCUGAUUACUUCAUGAAUGGUCCAAAGAGGUCAGACUCAGCUAUCUCGGUUGAUGGGUGUCUUAGUAACAAUGGUGAUGAUCUUGCGGUCAAGGAGGGAAGAUCAAAGUAUGAGCUGCGCAAAAGCAAAAGGGUUGUCUUGCCUUGUUAUGAGAGUGAUUCUUGUGCAGUAGACACAAACAGCAAGAUUCAUAGCAAGAAAGCAAUUAGUGCAAACAAGAAUGGCAAAUGUCACGAGUGCCCAUUCUGCUUCAGAGUGUUCAAGUCAGGACAAGCUUUAGGAGGUCACAAGAGAUCACAUUCUUUUGUGAACCAAGAACACAGGGUCAAACACAAAGCUGCUGAUAUGCGAAUCGAUCUCAAUCGUCCUGCUCAUGAUAGUUGAAGAAUGAACCAGAACCUGAAACCACAGCUCAUCCCUUGGUUUUGUUAUAUUCUGGUGUUUGUUCUAGAUUUUCUUAAAGGUAAUUCAAAUGUUUGUUCAUGUAAAGCCUUAUCAGUUAGCCAUUUCUUUGCUUUAGGACUUCGAGUGUUGAUCUGAAGCUUCAUGUCUCUUACUAAGAUUCUUCUUGUCUUCAACAUUUAAAGAUCUUUUGUUUCCCUAGCUUUCACCCUU